UCUGUGAUUUUUUUUUUUCCUCUUGUUUUCCCCAUAGAGAUGUUCUGCACCAGAUGUCCUGCUGGCUGGCAGCAGUUUGCCAAAACCUGCUAUUAUUUCUCCACUGAACAGAAGUCGUGGAUCGAGGCUCGAGCUGCCUGCUCCAUGCUGGGCGCUCAGCUGGCCAUCGUUAACAGCGAGCUGGAGAAUAAAUUUCUGGCCAACCACAUCAUGGAGAUACGGGCUUUCUGGCUGGGCCUGAGUGACAUGCAGAAAGAAGGCGACUGGGAGUGGUUGGACGGCCAAUCCCUCUCUAUCUCGUUUUGGAAGAAAGGUGAACCCAACAACGUGGGGCAGCACGGUGAGGACUGUGCCACCGUGUCCUCCAGCGGGCUUUGGAAUGAUGCCACCUGCACCAGCCCCGAGGCCUGGAUCUGUGAGCGCAGCUGCUGACGGGACGCCCGGAUUCAAAAUGGGGGCAAACAGUAAGAAAAGGAAGAAAACACACACCUACACACACACACAUAUA
This is a messenger RNA of Meleagris gallopavo (turkey), 508 nucleotides long. The record is from RefSeq and is a predicted model, not a curated record. NCBI's taxonomy places the organism in Eukaryota, Metazoa, Chordata, Aves, Galliformes, Phasianidae.